Messenger RNA from Neolamprologus brichardi, 4799 nucleotides. RefSeq names its product potassium sodium-activated channel subfamily T member 1a (gene kcnt1a). The record is from RefSeq and is a predicted model, not a curated record. Gene Ontology annotation, molecular function: intracellular sodium-activated potassium channel activity; outward rectifier potassium channel activity. Gene Ontology annotation, cellular component: plasma membrane. Gene Ontology annotation, biological process: potassium ion transmembrane transport. Lineage: Eukaryota; Metazoa; Chordata; Actinopteri; Cichliformes; Cichlidae.
AGUUGGGUGAUAAUUCGACAGUUAUGUCAUGAGGUGUACCCGCACCUCAAUAAGCAGAGCUGUGAUGUUCGCUGCUGCUGCAGACCUGUCCUCUCUGCGUCCCACAGUGUUUCCCACUCCACACGCUGACAGCCAAAUGAUUUCACUCGCGCCUCUCAGCGUGUCCGUUUGAAGAGUUCAUCGGGCGGUUGUCACAUCGCUGGCAGCCUCUGUCUGUGCGUAGGCUGACACAAACUCACCUUCGAAAUGCACCUGGAUAGGUGAGAGGGGCGCGCGCGCGCGCACUGUCAAAAUCACUUUUAAAGGAGCGCGUGUUUUAUCUCCAGGAGUACACUCCUUUUUGGCAGAUCACCCUCCGAUGCAAUUAAUCCAGGAAGACGACUUCGCCAAGGGAGACUCAACGCCGACCACCGCAGCACUCCAGUCCGACGGCAGCGCCGGAUCUCCGGCCAAAAUGUGCAGUGAAUGUUACGUGAAUCAGUCAUUUGUGAACGAUGACGGGAGCGUGAACGACCACAAGCCACGCUCAUCCCCAGCCCCACUCCAGACCAAAAACAGCAGCUGCAGUACUGGGGUUAUCUUAGACAUCUCUACUCUCAAGAUGGAGCAGCUAGAGAGCGAGGUGCCUCCUCUGCCGCCCCGUUUCCGCUUCAGAGACCUUCUUCUUGGGGACCAGAGCUUCCCGAAUGAUGACAGGGUGCAGGUAGAGUUUUAUGUGAACGAAAACACUUUCAAGGAGCGCCUGAAGCUUUUCUUCAUCAAAAACCAAAGAUCAAGCCUCAGGAUUCGUGUGUUCAACUUUUCCCUGAAGCUGCUCACCUGUCUGCUGUACAUCAUCAGAGUGAUGACAGACAACCCCGCUCAGAGCGCAGGCGCCAGCCACAGCGCUGCACAGCAAAACGCUCCCAGUGGCAACAACAAAUGUGUCGACUGUCAGUGGAAUGGUUCAGUGCAGGACAGAGAAAUUAACUGGGAGUUGAUCUUCUGGGUGGAUAGGAAGCUUCCUGUCUGGGCCAUUCAAGUGAUUGUGGCCAUCAUUAGUUUCCUGGAGACUAUGUUACUAAUGUAUCUGAGUUACAAGGGGAACAUUUGGGAGCAGAUAUUCCAGGUGUCCUUUCUUCUAGAGAUGAUCAACACAGUUCCCUUCAUCAUUACGAUUUUCUGGCCCUCGAUAAGGAACAUUUUCAUUCCUGUGUUUCUCAACUGCUGGUUGGCCAAAUGUGCUUUGGAGAAUAUGAUCAACGAUGUCCAUCGAGCGAUCCAGAGGACCAACUCAGCCAUGUUUAACCAGGUCCUCAUUCUGAUCUGCACCCUGCUCUGCCUCGUCUUCACUGGCACGUGUGGGAUUCAGCACCUGGAACGAGCAGGCAAAAACCUCUCCCUCUUCACUUCGUUCUACUUCUGCAUUGUCACCUUCUCCACUGUGGGCUUCGGAGAUGUGACUCCCCGCAUAUGGCCUUCCCAGUUACUGGUAGUCAUCAUGAUCUGCGUGGCCCUGGUGGUGCUGCCUCUUCAGUUUGAAGAACUGAUUUACCUGUGGAUGGAGAGACAGAAGUCUGGGGGGAAUUACAGCCGCCACAGAGCACAGACAGAGAAACAUGUUGUGCUGUGUGUCAGCGCACUCAAAAUAGACCUGCUCAUGGACUUUCUCAAUGAAUUCUACGCUCAUCCACGACUGCAGGAUUACUAUGUGGUGAUCCUGUGCCCAACUGAAAUGGACCUCCAGGUGCGAAGGGUGCUGCAGAUUCCUCUGUGGUCUCAAAGAGUCAUCUAUCUGCAAGGGUCUGUCCUCAAAGAUCAGGAUCUGCUUAGAGCCAAAAUGGAUGAUGCAGAGGCUUGUUUUAUAUUGAGCAGCCGUAACGAGGUGGAUCGCAUGGCUGCGGACCAUCAGACCAUCCUGAGAGCUUGGGCAGUGAAAGACUUUGCUCCAAAUUGUCCCCUAUAUGUCCAGAUACUCAAACCUGAAAAUAAGUUCCAUGUUAAAUUUGCAGAUCAUGUUGUUUGCGAGGAAGAGUUCAAGUACGCCAUGCUGGCUCUCAACUGUGUUUGCCCUGCCACCUCCACUUUGGUCACACUCCUUGUACACACUUCCCGUGGACGAGAAGGACAGCAAUCCCCGGAGCAGUGGCAGAGGAUGUAUGGAUGUUGCUCCGGCAACGAGGUCUACCAUAUCAAAGUGUGUGACAGCAAGUUCUUUGGAGAGUACAAUGGCAAAAGCUUCACAUAUGCCUCCUUUCAUGCUCACAAGAAGUAUGGUGUUUGUCUGAUUGGUAUAAAGAGGGAAGACAACAAGAGCAUCCUGUUAAACCCUGGGCCGCGCCACAUCAUGGCUUCUACAGACACAUGCUACUACAUCAACAUCACCAAGGAGGAAAACUCAGCCUUCAUCUUCAACCAGGAGGAGAAGAAGGGUGGUCCUGCUGGGGGACUCUUUGAUGGGCCUUCACAGCUUCCUGUCCACAGCAUCAUUGCCAGCAUGGGUACGGUUGCCAUGGAUCUUCAGAAUACAACGCCUCCUGACGCCCCAGUAGGUAAACUGGUCCCACCUACAGUAAAUGGAACUGGAAGUCGUAGGCCGAGCAUUGCUCCGGUUCAGGAAUUAGCAGACUCUGCCUCAAUCUUGCCAUGUGACCUGCUAAGUGACCAAUCAGAAGAUGACUCAGUCUUCACAGAUGAAAAAGGCCACUCAUCUACAGAGUAUGUGAAAGGUUAUCCCCCUAACUCUCCGUACAUUGGGAGCUCGCCCACCCUUUGCCAUCUGUUGGCUGAAAAAGCCCCGUUUUGCUGCCUACGUCUGGACCAGGGGUGCAGGCACAACAGCUUCGAGGAUGCCAAAGCGUACGGGUUUAAAAACAAGCUCAUAAUCGUUUCAGCCGAAACAGCAGGGAACGGUCUCUAUAACUUCAUAGUGCCUCUCAGAGCCUAUUACAGACCCAGGAAAGAACUCAACCCUAUUGUCUUGCUGUUGGAUAACCCGCCUGAUAAUCACUUCUUGGAGGCCAUCUGCUGUUUCCCAAUGGUCUACUACAUGGCUGGAUCCAUAGACAAUCUGGACAGCCUGCUCCAGUGCGGGAUCAUCUACGCCGAUAACCUGGUCGUUGUGGAUAAAGAGAGCACCAUGAGCGCCGAGGAAGAUUACAUGGCUGAUGCCAAAACUAUUGUCAACGUGCAGACAAUGUUCAGGUUGUUUCCCAGUCUCAGUAUAAUCACAGAGCUUACUCACCCAUCCAACAUGAGAUUCAUGCAGUUCAGAGCGAAGGACUGCUACUCAUACUCUCUCUCUAAGUUGGAAAAGAAGGAGCGUGACAAAGGCUCCAACUUGGCCUUCAUGUUUCGCCUACCCUUCGCUGCGGGCAGAGUCUUCAGUAUCAGCAUGCUGGACACCCUCCUCUACCAGUCUUUUGUGAAGGACUACAUGAUCCUUAUUGCAAGACUGCUGCUGGGGCUGGAUACCACCCCAGGAUCAGGAUACCUGUGUGCUAUGAAAGUAAAAGAGGAGGAUCUGUGGAUUGGCACUUACGGGAGACUGUUCCAGAAGCUCUGCUCCUCUAGUGCUGAAAUUCCUAUUGGGAUCUAUCGAACUGAGUCACACAUUUUCUGUACUUCUGAGUCGCAGGUGUCAGUCAGCGUUGAUGACUGCGAGGACACAAAGGAUAAGGGGGACGAGUCUCGCAACAACGACCCAUCCGAUCACCCCCUGCUGAGGAAGAAGAGCAUGCAGUGGGCUCGGCGUCUGAGUAAGAAAAGUGUGCGGUGGCAGGGGGCAAGCCGGGAUUCGAGCAAAGAAAAUGCCCAGCGCAUUGCCCAGCAGCGCCUCAACCUCUACAGGCGCUCUGAGAGGGAAGAGCUGUCAGAACUGGUCCGCAACCGCAUGAGGCACCUUGGCCUCCCCACAUCUGGAUAUGAUGACCUGACAAAUCUGACAGCCAGUGACGUCAUGAACAGAGUUAAUCUGGGUUACCUACAAGAUGAACAGAACGAUCACCAAAAUACUCUCUCCUAUGUCCUUAUUAACCCAUCUCCUGACACUAGGCUGGAGCUCAAUGAUGUCGUCUACUUGAUUCGUUCGGACCCUCUGGCUCACGUCCCCGAAGAGCCUCCUGUCCACAGCAGCAGCCUGAAAGAGAGACAUGAGUCCAGCAUGGACACCAGAGAGGACACCCAGCUCUGAUACCCUGCCAACCUUUAUUGCUACACUCAUUAACCCAGCUUCAGCUUCUGUGGGGGUCUCGUUGCAUCCAUGCGGGUCCAGCCUGAAAGAGGACAAUUUGUGCUACAAAGUUUCAGCACCUGCAGUCUGCCACUGUAUUAUACGAGUGCCUAAUGUUUGUCAGGUGACAGCUGAUGUCAUCAGUGACAUUUUCAUCUCUUGCCACAAACUCUGUAGAAAUAGUGUGCUGAUAUUUGUGAGAGCUCUUUUUAAAUGAGCAGUCAGGGACGUGCUUGUUAUGAAGUGAAGUGAGCUAACUGAAGGAAUGUCAGUCAGUUUCAUCAGAGCUAAAGAGCCGGCCCUGGUUAGAAUGAAUCCGAUUCAUUUAGCCAUUCAAGUAUGAGCACAGAAAUAUGUCUUUGUUAUUGAAAGCUACAGAACUCUUGUUUGGUUUGAAGUAUCUUUAUUAGAAAAAUUGUGACAUUGAAGUUCAGGAUUUAAUCCUCUUUCCUGGCUUUUUUUUUUUUAGAAUAUCAGGUGAUCAUAUUUUGAAUUUCCCUGGAUACACAUUUUCUGUUUACCACCACUCACAUAAACUCAAGCGUAACUUGCAACACUACAUGAGUCAAAUAAAAAUAUAUGCUUUAAA